UGCGGAGACGACAGGAGUAAUAUGAGCGGAACAUGGAGUGAGAAAGGGAUGAUAAAGAGUUGAGCUUGGUGCGAGUACGGUGAAACCGCGUGGUAACCACGGAGUGACCGUGGCAAUGUCAUGGAGGGAGCACGGGGCCAUCCGUGGGGCUCAGGCAGUGGUGGAGCACUGCGAGCGAUACGGCUGUUCCCAGGCAGAGCAGCGGCAGCGAGCAUUCCUCGGAGCAGACAGACAGACAGACAGACAGACGGAUGGCACACGAGACAGCGCCGUCACGCCCGGGCUGAUGGAGGUACCCGCAACGGAGAUCUGCCUGGAGACGGGUGAUGCCGCCCAGCCCAGGCACUCCCUGCUCCGGAGCAGCGGCGCGGGCUGCCGGCACCCUUCAUCCUCCUCCGACAGCAGCCAUGGGGAGCGGCCGUGUGGUGGCGGCCGGGGCCGUGCUGGUGGCACUGGUGGCGCUGGGAGCACGGCUGGCCGCUGGCACGCGGCCCUCGGCGUUUUUCCAGUGGAGCGCUACAGUUGAGUGCCACUUCCUCAACGGCACCGAGCGGAUGAGGUUCCUGGUGAGGCACGUCUACAACCGGCAGCAGUACGUGCACUUCGACAGCGAUGUCGGUCUCUUCGUGGCCGACGCGGUGCUGGGAGAGCCUUCUGCUCGGCUCUUCAACAGCCAGCCGGACGUGCUGGAGAAGAACAGGGCUGCGGUGGAAAUGCUCUGCAACUACAACCACGAGAUCGUGGCCCCUCUGACGCUGCAGAAGAGAGAGCCCAAGGUGAGGAUCUGUGCGCUGCAGUCGGGCUCCCAGCCCCAAACCGACCGGCUGGCUUGCUACGUGACGGGCUUCUACCCCCCCGAGAUCGAAGUGAAGUGGUUCCAGAAUGGGCGGGAGGAGACGGAGCGCGUCGUGUCCACGGACGUGAUGCAGAACGGAGACUGGACCUACCAGGUGCUGGUGCUGCUGGAGACCAGCCCACGGCACGGGGACAGCUACGCGUGCCGGGUGGAGCACACCAGCCUGCGGCAGCCCAUCAGCCAGCUCUGGGAGCCGCUGGUGGAUGUGGGCAGGAGCAAGCUGCUGCUGGGCGUCGGGGGCUUUGUGGUGGGGCUCGUCUACCUGGCGCUGGGGCUCUUCCUCUUCCUGCACAGUAAGAAAGUUUCAGGGCACCCCGAUCCAACCACUCCAGGGAUCCUGAACUAGCAGCUGCUGCUCCACCAGCAUGUCCUGCACUCCCCAGCCAGCAGCUGGAGUUUCCCUUUGUGUUGUCACCACGUUCCCUGCUGCCGCUGCACAGCCUGC
This is a messenger RNA of Lagopus muta (rock ptarmigan), 1301 nucleotides long. Its product is annotated as class II histocompatibility antigen, B-L beta chain-like. The record is from RefSeq and is a predicted model, not a curated record. The transcript is spliced from 6 exons. Gene Ontology annotation, biological process: positive regulation of T cell activation; immune response; peptide antigen assembly with MHC class II protein complex. Gene Ontology annotation, cellular component: MHC class II protein complex; membrane. Gene Ontology annotation, molecular function: MHC class II protein complex binding. Lineage: Eukaryota; Metazoa; Chordata; Aves; Galliformes; Phasianidae. Bases 327 to 1202 code for a protein of 291 amino acids.